CCAAAGCUUCCAAAGCCUUACGGCAGUGAAAGUUUAGAGAGCAGGAGGAGGAGAAGCGGCUGACUUUGGGAUUUGGUCUGUGCACAACGCACAGCCUUCUGUCUGUUACUGCAGCCUGCAGGAGCACACAGUCUCAGGAGGGACAGUCCUCAGCAGCGAGAAGGAAACUCCAACCAAAAUGCUGGCUACACGGUGUCUCCCCUGCGUUCUGUUAGUGCUAUUAGAGCUGGCUCUUGCCCAGUACGAACACCUCGGCUACCCACCGGGCUACCCCGAACCAGAGCAGGAACAGUACACUGCUCCGCAGCUGGCUCCCGACACACCCAGGAUUCAGCUCAGAUUGGCGGGAGAUAAGAGGAAACACAACGAGGGCCGCGUGGAGGUUUUCUACAACAGCGAAUGGGGCACUGUCUGUGAUGAUGACUUCAAUAUCCACGCCGCUCAGGUGGUGUGCAGGGAGCUGGGUUACCUCGAAGCCAUCUCAUGGUCACCAUCCUCAAAAUAUGGAAAAGGCCAAGGACCCAUCUGGUUCGACAAUCUCCACUGCACUGGCAAAGAAAAGACCUUGGCGCUGUGUCCCUCCAAUGGGAUCGGUGUUUCAGACUGCAAACACAGUGAAGAUGUCGGUGUGGUGUGCAGCGACAAGAGGAUCCCGGGAUUUAAAUUUGUCAAUACACUACCCAACCAUGUAGAGAGCCUUGAUAUUCAAGUGGAGGACGUGCGCAUACGAGCCAUCCUGUCAUCGUACCGUAAGCGAAUCCCUGUAACCGAGGGCUAUGUAGAGGUCAAAGAUGGCGGUAAAUGGAAGCAGAUCUGUAACAGUGAGUGGACCCAGCUUGACAGCAGAGUCAUCUGUGGCAUGUUUGGCUUCCCCGGGGAGAGGAAGUACAAUGCCAGAGUCUACAAGAUGUUUGCACGCCGGAGGAAGCCCACAUACUGGGACUACUCUGUCAACUGCACUGGCAAUGAAGCCCAUUUGUCCAGCUGUAAGCUGGGCCAGGCUACAUCACUCAAGUCCAAUGAGACCUGUGCUGGAGGGUUGCCAGUAGUGGUGAGCUGCGUGCCCGGCAGAGCCUUCGCCCCGACACCCAUGAUAGGAUUCAGGAAGGCCUUUCGACAAGAGCAACCGUUGGUUCGUCUUCGCGGUGGGGCCAUCGUAGGCGAGGGCCGAGUGGAGGUGUUGAAAAACGGAGAGUGGGGCACCAUAUGCGAUGACAACUGGAACCUACUGUCUGCCUCCGUGGUGUGCCGAGAGCUGGGCUUCGGGACAGCCAAAGAAGCCCUAUCUGGAGGUCGCCUGGGACAAGGUAUGGGCCCGGUGCACAUGAAUGAGGUGGAGUGCUCUGGAUUUGAGAAGUCCAUCACAGAGUGUUUCUUCAACAAGGAGGCGCUCGGUUGCAGCCAUGAGGAGGAUGCUGCCGUCAGAUGUAACGUUCCUGCUAUGGGCUUCCAGGAGUCGCUGCGUCUGAGUGGAGGUCGUAACCCCCAUGAGGGCCGUGUGGAGGUGCUGAUGGAGAGGAACGGUUCCCUGGUGUGGGGCACGGUGUGCAGUGACGGCUGGGGAACCAUAGAGGCCAUGGUGGUCUGCAGACAGCUGGGCCUGGGUUUCGCCAGCAACGCUUUCCAGGAGACGUGGUAUUGGCCGGGAGAGGUGAGUGCCGACGCUGUGGUGAUGAGUGGCGUUCGCUGCUCAGGCACUGAGAUGUCCCUGUCCCACUGCCUGCACCACGGAGCCCACCUCAACUGCCCCAGAGGAGGCGGACGCCACGCCGCCGGAGUCUCCUGCUCUGAGACCGCUCCUGACCUGGUGUUGAACCCUCAGGUGGUGGAGCAGACCACCUACAUGGAGGACAGACCCAUGUUCAUGCUGCAGUGCGCGUACGAGGAGAACUGUCUGUCCUCCACCUCCAGCCAGGUGCCGGCCAACUCCUACCGCCGCCUGCUGCGCUUCUCCUCCCAGAUCCACAACAAUGGCCAGUCUGACUUUCGGCCCAAAGCUGGCAGGCAUGAUUGGGUGUGGCACGACUGUCACAGGCAUUAUCACAGCAUGGAGGUGUUCACGCUCUAUGACCUGUUCACCUUAAACGGAACCAAAGUGGCAGAAGGACACAAAGCAAGUUUUUGCCUGGAGGACUCAGAGUGUGAUGAAGGUAUUGAAAAGAGGUAUGAGUGCGCUAACUUUGGAGACCAAGGUAUCACUGUGGGCUGCUGGGACACCUACAGGCACGAUAUCGACUGCCAGUGGGUCGACAUAACUGACAUGAAACCUGGAGAUUACAUUUUCCAGAUAGUGAUUAAUCCAAACUAUGAAGUACCCGAGUCAGACUACACGAAUAACGUCAUGAAAUGCAGAUGUCGAUAUGAUGGCCAUCGUGUGUGGAUGUACAGCUGUCAUAAUGGUGGCUCAUUAAGCACUGAAUCAGAACAGACGUUCCCAGGCCUGCUCAACAACCAGGUGACCCACAGGUAAAGACAAAGCAGAGGAGAGGAGUCAACAGGCCGUUACCCACCCGGCAAGGAGGCCAUCUGAUUCCCACCAACCACUACACAUCUUCAUCUGUGGUGGAUUCUUCCCGGCAGCCCUGCCCUGUUCUCCCUCCUCCAUGAGGCAGCAGCUUUCUUUGACCCUUCACCCUCCUUUCCCCCGAGCAGAAAGAAUAUUUGAUUCCCCCUCCUGUCCAAACAGAGGCAGCUACAGCCUUACCAACACUUUCAACCUUCCUGCUUAAGAUCAAGAGAAUGGUGAAGCUCUCCGUGUGCCCUGUGACUUUUGGUUAUUGAACGAGUCAUGAAAUAAACCUGCUGGGAAGUGGCAGAUAUUUUACACACAAGGUGCAGUAUUGGAGGAUGUCAUCAAGAAUGGGUCUCCUUUGAAGUGAAUGCACCUUAACAGAACCCUGCUGCAUCACCUUUUGUUCAAAGGUCACCCUGGAGAGUGCCAGGUCGCCUGAGGAUUGCGAGGAAUCAUCAAUAACAACAGCAGCAGUCUGUUUGGAAAUAAAUGCAGUAUUCCAA
Molecule: messenger RNA, 3015 nt
Organism: Micropterus dolomieu (smallmouth bass)
Lineage: Eukaryota; Metazoa; Chordata; Actinopteri; Centrarchiformes; Centrarchidae
Gene: loxl2b
Product: lysyl oxidase-like 2b
Exons: 14
Coding region: 179-2470 (763 amino acids)
Biological process (GO): sprouting angiogenesis; peptidyl-lysine oxidation
Cellular component (GO): membrane
Molecular function (GO): protein-lysine 6-oxidase activity; copper ion binding
Source: RefSeq, a predicted model, not a curated record